AUGGAGAGUGUUUGGGACAUUCUUCCAGAGAUGUUGGUGCAAGAGGCUGCAGCUGUGUCCAUCCCAGUUCCUACACCUGCCACAGGCCAGAGGCACAGCACUCAGGCUACAUCUGAGCUUCAGUCUAAACCAGACAAUGGAUGGCAAAAACAGACUAAAAGGAGGAACAAGAAGAGGCAACAAAAGCCAGAGGCAGAGAUAAAAGAGAAGUUUGAACAGAAGGAGGCUUUCACUUCAGUGAAGCCAAAAGCCUGGAGUAACGUCCUCAUUGAAACACAUCUUCUCAGAAACAAGAUCCCAGAUUCUGCACUGAUGGAGAGGAUUCAGGACAUUCCUCCAGAGAUGUUGGUGGAUUUGAAGAUUGAAAACUUCCUGCUCGAUGAACACAACAACAUCAAGAUAGUGGACUUCGGCCUCAGUAACACCCUCAGACCUGAGGCACUGACCCCAGAGCUGCUCAGCACUCAGUGUGGGAGUCCGGCCUACGCUGCUCCGGAGCUGCUGGCCCACCGCAAGUACGGCCCCAAGGUGGACGUGUGGUCAGUUGGAGUCAGUACUUUUGCCAUGCUGACCGGAACUCUGCCCUUCACCGUGGAGCCGUUCAACAUCAAACAUCUGCAUCAGAAAAUGAUCAACGGGGAAAUCGGCAACUUCCCCAACGAUGUCAGCAAAGGUGCCGUGUCUUUUGUGCUGUCGCUGCUGGAGCCUGAUCCCGUCAAACGCCCCAGUGUCAGAGCCGCCAUGGAGGAGCGCUGGAUCAACGAAGGCUACGGCAAGAAGAGCCUCCCCACAGCCUACCCCCAGAACAGGCUGUGCGCAGAGGACUUAAACUCGUCCGUUCUCACCUACAUGACCGACUCCCUGGGCUUCUCCCUCUCUGACGUCAUCCACACGCUGACCAACAACCGGCCCUCCCCCAUCAUGACCUACUACCACCUGCUGCUCAACAAGUUCCACCGCAGCCAGAAAGGAGCCAAGACUACAAAGAGAUUGGAAAACGAUUGGACGUUGCCGAGCAAGAACACGUGGAAAGAGCGGAAUGGCAGUGAAAUAAAAGUCCAACAGAAGAAUGCGUCCGACGUCAAAGGUCCCAAACAGGGGGUCCGAGCACAGAGACCUCCACAGACAGCAGACAGGGAGCUGGUGAAGGAGGAGAUCCAGCCACCCUCGCUCCCCUCUCUGCCACAUCUACCUCAGACCGCCUCCCCCCCUGUCCCGCGAGCACCCUCCCCCUCUCCUGCUCCCCAGGGGGAAGAAGAGGAGGUCACGCCUGGGCCAAAAGAGCCACUGUUUCCUGAAGUGACCGUGUUUAGAGAGCGUGAGCUGGUGCGCUUGUCGCCCCCCAAAAGCUCCGCCUCUCAGCUGUGUGACUCCGCCCCCUGUCAGGUGAGCUCCGCCCUCACACGCCCUGCCCUCCUCGCCCAACUGCUCCGCACCACGCGCUCUGACGGGACCACCGCUGCAGAGCCCGCCUCCCACUGUUUCCGUGACAACCACCUUCUCAACACCGGAGACUCAGACGACCACUUACCUGCUAACACUGAACGGCUGGAGAAACUGCAGACUUUUUACGCCACGGAUCACGCUCCCGUUUCGGCGAGGAUGAUUCUCGACACUGACGCGUUGCCCGACAGAGACAGCAUGGAAACCGUGCCUUCGCCCUUGCCGCGAUUGAAGACCACCGCGACAAAAGACACGAGAGGAAACCGGAAGUUGACGUCGUGGCUGAGCAGGCCGCCGGGGCUGCUGGUGAACGGCUCCAAACCGGCCGUGUAUCCGCCGCGACAGCACACCCUGGUGUUUAAGAGUCUGCGACAGGACAGGGGCAAGAGGAGGGAGCUGUCGGUGCACACGGGAGGGGCGACUACGGAGCGCGUUGGAGCCGCGGUGGUCAAGAGGAAUGCGGUGCAGAUCAAGGCCAGUUUGCAAAGAGGACUGAGCGAUCUGAACCUGCCGCUGCUGCCCACACCACUGCAGAAACCAGAGCGCAAGAACCGGCUGCACGGCAUGGAUUACUGA
Knipowitschia caucasica is the source of this 2019-nucleotide messenger RNA. The record is from the annotation of a GenBank genome assembly. Lineage: Eukaryota; Metazoa; Chordata; Actinopteri; Gobiiformes; Gobiidae.